AGGAGACUGUUCCUAGCCAAGGAGUCUAAGUGACUGCCUCAAGGACCAUCGACAUCGUUGGCGACAUAGGCCUAGUAUCCCCGUUUCCUUGCAUACAAAAACCCUCAUGUGCGUCCCUCUGUAUCUCUCUCAGCUAGCAGACUAGAGGAGCAGACCGUAGGGGACUGCUUUCCUCUGCUCCCCCCACCUUCGCUUUUAUCUUUUCCCCUCCCCUCCCCUCCCCGUUUUCGUUCAGGCGCGGCGAAGUCGCUCGGUGUUUGUGAGGAGGAAAAGACAGAGAGAACACCGGGGCCUUCGCGCCGAUUCUGCUCCGCCCCCCAGUUCUAUAAGAGGCGGCGGCCGCAACUCGGCCUGAGGUUUUGCUCUUCAUCGUAGCCAGUCCGUGUGGAGGAAGGAGGGGCCGAGAGCCGCCAGCGCGUUGCUGCCUCACGAUGCCUUCAAUCAAACUGCAGAGUUCUGAUGGAGAGAUAUUUGAGGUUGAUGUUGAAAUUGCAAAGCAGUCUGUAACAAUCAAGACUAUGUUGGAAGAUCUAGGAAUGGAUGAUGAAGGGGAUGAUGAUCCUGUCCCUCUUCCAAAUGUUAAUGCAGCUAUAUUAAAAAAGGUGAUCCAGUGGUGUACCCAUCAUAAAGAUGACCCACCUCCUCCUGAGGAUGAUGAGAACAAAGAGAAACGAACAGAUGACAUCCCUGUUUGGGACCAAGAAUUUCUUAAAGUAGAUCAAGGAACUCUCUUUGAACUUAUCCUGGCUGCCAACUACUUAGACAUCAAAGGUUUACUUGAUGUGACAUGCAAAACUGUUGCAAAUAUGAUUAAGGGGAAAACACCAGAAGAAAUCCGCAAGACUUUCAAUAUCAAGAAUGACUUCACUGAAGAGGAAGAAGCUCAGGUACGCAAAGAGAACCAGUGGUGUGAAGAGAAGUGAAGUCUUGUGCCUGAUAUCUAACACUGUAAGGAUCGUUCCAAAUACCAAGUUGCACUGCUCUGUUUAUAAUUGUUAAUAUUAGACAAAUGCAGCAGCAAAUGAAGUUAUGCUAGUAGAGUGGUGUUCUCUGCAUGUGUAAUGUUUGAAUAUAGAUUUAAAAUUCUAUGGUUGAGUUUUUACCAGUGUAAUCUGAUGUCCUUACUUUUCCUCUGCUCUGAAUAAAAUUGAACUAAGUGUGGACUUCUUAUGGCAAUUUGCACUGCAAGCUAGCCUUUCCAUGUAUCACUGUAACAUUAAAAUAUGUAGGAUGUCAGAAAUUCAGAAACCUCUGGCAUUGUAAAUAAAACCACUUGCAAAAGUUUUCUGAAACAUAA
This is a messenger RNA of Heteronotia binoei (common prickly gecko), 1297 nucleotides long. RefSeq names its product S-phase kinase associated protein 1 (gene SKP1). The transcript has 6 exons. Bases 432 to 923 code for a protein of 163 amino acids. Gene Ontology annotation, cellular component: nucleus; cytoplasm. Gene Ontology annotation, biological process: SCF-dependent proteasomal ubiquitin-dependent protein catabolic process. NCBI's taxonomy places the organism in Eukaryota, Metazoa, Chordata, Lepidosauria, Squamata, Gekkonidae. The record is from RefSeq and is a predicted model, not a curated record. Gene Ontology annotation, molecular function: cullin family protein binding.